AGGCUCUCAUCGAUACUCUCACGCUCUGCACGUGUUUACUGCACGCAUUAUUUUGGUGUUUUCAACUUUAUAUUUAAACCAGUCGUUACCUGCACAUAAAAAUGCCACGCUCCAAACGUGAUAAGAAAGUUUCGUUAACAAAGACGGACCGCAAAGGUCUGGCUUGGAAACAGCGAUUCGUCGAUGAUAUCAGAUUCUGCGUAGGAAAGUACCCCAACAUAUUCGUGUUCCAGGUGCAAAACAUGCGCAACAGCAUACUGAAGGACCUGCGACAGGAAUGGAAAAACAACUCGCGCAUCAUUUUUGGCAAAAACCGCGUAAUGCAAAUCGGCCUGGGACGCACAAAGAGCGAAGAAAUGGAAGCAGGUCUGCACAAGCUUGCCAAGCGCCUCAACGGCCAGGUGGGUCUACUGUUCACAGAAAAGUCCAAAGAGGAGGUCCUGGAAUGGGCCGAAAACUACUGGGCGGUGGAAUAUGCGCGAAGUGGUUUCAUAGCAACCGAGACGGUUACAUUGCCAGCCGGUCCCCUCGAGGACUUUGCCCACUCCAUGGAGCCGCAUUUGCGUUCGUUGGGCAUGCCCACCAAGCUGGAAAAGGGCAUCGUAACCAUCUACAGUGAUUAUACCGUGUGCGAAGAGGGAAAGGUGCUAACACCCGAGCAGGCGCGUAUACUCAAACUGGUGGGCAAGCCAAUGGCCAAGUUCCGAAUGACGAUGAGAUGCUCUUGGACAAAGAGUGAUGGCUUCCAGUUGCACGUUGAGGACGGUAUAAACGAUGAGACCCAAGUCGACAGCGCCGUAGAAGAGGAUGCAGAGGAUAUGGAAGACGAUGACGAUGAGGAGGUUGAAGACGAAGCUGAAUAAAUUAGUUUUAAGUGUAGAAUUAAUUGUUUAUGUAUAUAUGAAGUAAAAAAUAUAUGCACAUAUACUUUUAUCAGA
Molecule: messenger RNA, 938 nt
Organism: Drosophila obscura
Lineage: Eukaryota; Metazoa; Arthropoda; Insecta; Diptera; Drosophilidae
Gene: RpLP0-like
Product: mRNA turnover protein 4 homolog
Exons: 3
Coding region: 102-863 (253 amino acids)
Biological process (GO): nuclear-transcribed mRNA catabolic process; ribosomal large subunit biogenesis; ribosomal large subunit assembly
Cellular component (GO): nucleolus; preribosome, large subunit precursor
Molecular function (GO): RNA binding
Source: RefSeq, a predicted model, not a curated record